AUGAAGACGACUCUUUUCCUGGUUUCGGCCCUUGCCGUUGCUGCGGGCGCACAGGCUUCGCACGAUGACGGUGCUGAGGCACGUGUCAACCGUCGGACCUUCGGUAAGCACUACCUCUCCGACGAGAAGUGCUACGGUGCGGCGAUCCCCCCCUGGCUCCAGCACUCGACGCCCGGCUGGUGCAAGGGCAAGCAGCCUUCGCACGGCUCGCUCCCCCCCUGGGAUGGCGGUGACGCUGCCCAAUGCAAGCGCAAGGGAGCCUUUGGUGGUCCCGUCUGCAAGGGCGGCAACCCUCCUGGCCACAUCCCUUCCGGCUGCAAGCCUCCCACGCACUACCCUGGCCACGGCGGCCACGGUGGUCACGGCGGUCACAAGCCCGGUCACGGUGGUCACCAUCACAGCACGACCAAGGCGACCUCUACUGAGUCGUGCAGCACGGAGCCCACCCCGACGACGACGAGCACCACGUCGGCCCCUACCUCGACCGGUGCUCCCGAGCCCAUCUGCACCGGCCCCAGCAGCGAGUACCAGCUCGUCUUCGAGGACUACGAGACCACGGCCACGACCGGAGUCUACACUGGCAAGAAGGUCGGCGCUGCCACCCAGGACAACGACAACUACCUCACCUACGGUCUCACCGACACCAUCGAGGAGUGCCUCGAGCUCUGCGACCAGGUCAACGGCUGCGUUUUUGUCAACACAUAUCACGACCAAUACGACGGCUCGUACGACGACCUUCCCGAGUCGGCGCAGAAGAAGUACGACCCCUCCAAGCUCACCUGCGCCCUCUUCAAGGCCUGCGAGGACCCCGACAAGGCCAAUGACAACUGGGGAGGCCAGAACGACCCGAAUUACAUCACGGAGAGCAACGGCUACUGCAAGAGCUCCAACUGCCCGGUCAAGAGCGCUUAA
Messenger RNA from Acaromyces ingoldii, 912 nucleotides. RefSeq lists its product as hypothetical. The transcript has a single exon. NCBI's taxonomy places the organism in Eukaryota, Fungi, Basidiomycota, Exobasidiomycetes, Exobasidiales, Cryptobasidiaceae. Bases 1 to 912 code for a protein of 303 amino acids. The record is from RefSeq and is a predicted model, not a curated record.